Molecule: messenger RNA, 2469 nt
Organism: Brassica rapa (field mustard)
Lineage: Eukaryota; Viridiplantae; Streptophyta; Magnoliopsida; Brassicales; Brassicaceae
Product: probable GMP synthase [glutamine-hydrolyzing]
Biological process (GO): base-excision repair
Molecular function (GO): DNA-3-methyladenine glycosylase activity
Source: RefSeq, a predicted model, not a curated record
UUUAUUAAAAUGACCAAGUUUUUUUUGGGUAAGAAUGUUAGAUUCAUGGUUACUAUGUUGUUCAGUUUCUCUGCUUCUUGGUUUACUAUAUUGUUUUGUAGAAAAAUUAAAAGCUUGGUAAAUUGACAAAGUUAUUCUAACCUUAAACUCUACUAACACCCAUAUUGGAGAAAGAUGAAAGUGAAAAGCAUGGAGCAACUUCUUCGGUUUCCAUAGAUUCGAAGGAUUUAAAACUCUAUUCAUGUAUUCCAAUGACAAAGAAAUUGCUAGAGACAAAACUUGAAAAUCUCAACACAAAAUGGAGGACGAUGAUGUCAUCUGACUCUGUUGAAUCAAAAUUGGUUAAUUAUGAAUCAUCUGACUUUUUUAUUGUAAAACAUUUCUCACUGUAGAGGUUUCACCAUCUAGAAGUGUUAUGGUAUACGAACCAAUGUCAUGGCAACACUCAUGGAAAAUGGUGUGAGUAAAGAAGGAAUCAAAAUCAACAAAUCCUUGUUGUUCUUUGCUGAUGAUGACUUCAGCAAUCGGCUUUAAAAUAUGUUCAAACCUGGAAAAGAAAUGUAGUAAGAACUAAAUUCUUAAUAUGGUUUAAAUCAACCUUUAUGUAAAGAAGUUUAUAUGUGCACUCCUCCAUUCAUUGUCAUAAGCUAAGGAUCUUUGAGAGUUGUAAUACCUGAUUUUGAUGUUCUUGAUAUAGAGGAAUUGAUCUAAAUCAGAAGUUUCUCAUACCUAAAGAUAUAGAUGUGAGUCAUGUGACAAUGUAUUGGACUAUUGGGUAAAAGAUUGAGACGAGCAAAGAGGAAUUGGUUUAGGAAGUCAUUUAAUAAUUAGUACUACAUAUCUUGUUUUUCUACUCUUUUAUUCUCAGCUUGUGUUAUUUUUUGUACUCAAAACUGAUUUUACAGUUACAUGGAAAAUGCAGCUAGAGCUAGUACAUUUCUUUUCUCUACGGAACUGUUGUUGAAACAACUAUGACAUCAUUUGCCCUAUAGGCCAAAAGUAAUGAUAUUAAAAGGAAUUUGUCAGUGGACUAACUUAAAACAAAUGUCUUGGCGUGGAUUAAAUUAAUUAAUAGUACAAGACAAGAGCCAGAAGACAUUCCUGACCUACGUUUAAGUACUGUAUAGUAAUCAUUAAGCAAGGGAUAUACUUAUUUUAAGUCGAUGAAUCUUAACUCUAAUCUUGGACGUUAUCGGGUUACGAUGUUUGGAUCCGAUCUGAUGAAACACUCACAGCAAAGUGGCCAAGGCCAACAAAAGAUACUUGUCAAAUCUAACCGUUUUCUCCGGGUCGGGUCGGACUGCUAAUUAGAAAAAGAAGCGAAGGAACCAAACGAUGACGUUUAGAAACUAAGACUGGCUAGCUAACGAACGACUUCACUUCAUUCCUACUCUUCCUCACUCUCUCCUCCUCCUUAAAUUCGAUUCCUUUCGUUCUCAAUCGGGAAAGUCAUCUCCUUUAGGGCUCUCCCAAGUCAAAAAAAGGAUAUUUUUUUCUCGUCACUGUUCCAAAGAUCUCUCUUUUUGUUUUUAGUAUAUGUAAUAAUCAAAGCUUACUCAUUCCCGUGAUCCCCAUUGAGCAACUUGCCCUCGCCUUUUGAUUUCGCUACAACAUUUCUUAACAAUGACUUUGACUGAUGUUUUUUGUUUGUUUUCAAUACUAUACUGUAUUUGUCAUGUCUCUAUACUGAUAGUGAUAGGCUUAUGUCUUUAAUUUUAUCUCAGCCUUGAAAUCUUUUCCUCUGCUAUGACUUUGACUGAUGUUUUUUGUUUGUUUUCAUGUUAAUAAUAGACCAAUGUUACAGUGCUUUCCACGAUGAAGAGUGGGGAGUUCCCGUCCAUGAUGACAAGAAACUUUUCGAGUUGUUAAGCCUGUCUGGUGCUCUUGCUGAACUAUCCUGGAAAGACAUCCUUUCCAAAAGACAAUCAUUCAGGGAAGUGUUCAUGGACUUUGAUCCAGUUGCAAUAUCUGAACUAACUAACAAAAAGAUAACAUCCCCUGACUCAUUACUAUCAGAGCAGAAGCUACGGUCCAUCCUCGAGAACGCAAACCAAGUUCGCAAGAUAAUAGUUGAGUUUGGAUCGUUUGACAAGUACAUUUGGAACUUCGUUAACCAUAAGCCUACUCAAAGUCAGUUCCGGUACCAACGCCAAGUCCCUGCAAAGACUUCCAAAGCUGAGCUGAUAAGCAAAGACCUUGUUCGCAGAGGCUUUAGAAGUGUUAGUCCAACUGUUAUCUACUCCUUCAUGCAAACAGCUGGUCUCACUAACGACCAUCUCACUAGCUGCUUCAGACACCACGAGUGUAUAUCCAAGGAUGAAGCCUAGUUUAACAUUGUGCUGCUUAGUUUGUUGUUAUGUGUUUGCAUUUGUACAUGUGUUUUGUUGUCAAACUAGGAGUAGUUUCUUGAUUAUGUGAGAUUGCUUUGAAAACGAUUACUUCAUGUUACAUAUAAUAGAUUCUACUCUC